Molecule: messenger RNA, 660 nt
Organism: Cynara cardunculus var. scolymus (artichoke)
Lineage: Eukaryota; Viridiplantae; Streptophyta; Magnoliopsida; Asterales; Asteraceae
Product: agamous-like MADS-box protein AGL61
Exons: 1
Coding region: 1-660 (219 amino acids)
Biological process (GO): regulation of transcription by RNA polymerase II
Molecular function (GO): DNA-binding transcription factor activity, RNA polymerase II-specific; protein dimerization activity; RNA polymerase II cis-regulatory region sequence-specific DNA binding
Source: RefSeq, a predicted model, not a curated record
AUGGCUAAAAAACCAAGUUUGGGUCGACAAAAGAUUAAGAUAGCGAAAAUCCAGAUAAAAAACCAUCUACAGGUAACCUUCUCGAAGAGACGGUCAGGGCUCUUCAAGAAAGCUAGUGAGCUUUGCACAUUGUGCGGGGUUGAAAUUGCUAUUGUGGUAUUCUCUCCGGCUGGAAAGGUUUUUUCCUUUGGACAUCCUAAAGUCGAGUCAAUUGUUGAUAGAUUUCUGACCCGAAACCCAAAACUUAACUCCACAAGUUUACAUGUCAUAGAGGCUCAUAGGAUAGCUAGCAUUCCUGAGCUAAACAUGCAGCUGACGCACUUGCUCAAUGAGUUAGAAGUUGAGAAAAAAAGAAGUGAGACACUAGAUGAAAUGAGAAAGGCUAGUCAGAGCCAGUUUUGGUGGGAAGCACCAAUUGCAGACCUAACUCUCCAUGAGCUUGAACAACUGAAGGAUUCAAUGGAGGAACUUAAGAAGACUGUAGCAAUACAAGCUAACAAGCUUUUUGUCGAGAAUUCUAACUCUGUGCCAAUUUUCGGUGCUAAUAAUAAUAUUAGAGGUGGUCUUGAUCACUAUGAUAUCAAACCUCCCCCUAUCAUAUCAUCAUCUUCUAGUGCUUCUCACAUCCAUAACUAUGGCUAUGGCCUUGGUUUAUUCUAA